Cynara cardunculus var. scolymus (artichoke) is the source of this 842-nucleotide messenger RNA. Its product is annotated as probable DNA-directed RNA polymerase I subunit RPA43. The record is from RefSeq and is a predicted model, not a curated record. Lineage: Eukaryota; Viridiplantae; Streptophyta; Magnoliopsida; Asterales; Asteraceae. The transcript has 3 exons. Bases 70 to 657 code for a protein of 195 amino acids.
UCUCAUUGAUGAUCAAGUACUCUCCAAAGUACUCCACCACACUUGUACUGUGUUCAAUUUCUUUGGUCUAUGGAAGGAAUCGGCUCGCGUACCGGCCGGCCAUCUUCCCGCUACGGCUCGGCGCCGGUGUUCACCGGACCGGUGAGAAGGUGGCAGAAGCAGUGGGUCCAUGUCUCCUCUUCGUCUUCUUCUUCGGUCUCCUAUAACCAUGGCAACAACUUCAAUUCCAAUGGUAACAACAACAGCAAUAACAACAACGUCUCUGCUGUACGGAUUCGCCGUUGGACACCUGUUCCGUCUGCUCAGUCCGGCGGAGAAUCGGAAUCUGUAGCGGAAGAGAGACCGAGGCGGAAGCUACGGUAUGCACCGAUUGUUGUGCUAGAAGGUAAGAAAAAGGAAACUGAAAAGACCGAUCCUGAUGUUAAAGAAGUAAGCAAGACAAACCAAUAUAUAGCUCAAGGAACUUCAGAAAAUGACGAUAAUGAAAAAAUGAGCUCCGACAACGUUCUUUCAGCAAAAGCUCAGGCAUCAGAGAAGAGUGCAACCGAAGACCUGAAUAAGCACCCCAUGGAUUUGGACGUAGGUUUGGAUCAUGAUACCAACAAGGUGAAGGUGGCUGACUGGGUUAAGGCUGCACAGAGAGGUUUCGCACGUUGAACUAGUUUAUCAAUUGCAAACGAAGACGAACUGUGCACUUUGUACGACUCUUGUAAUUAAUCGUUCACUGUAGAUAGUAUCUCAGCAUCAACGUUUUUAGGUCCAAUAACCUGCCCCUUUCACGUGAUGCAGAGACAGUUUGUUAGCAGCUUAAUGAGCUUAAUUAGACUCAACUUAUUCAGUCC